UGUGAGUGUUCGACCUAAAUAGUUCCGAGUGUUUCUUUACAACUAAUGCAGAUUCUCAUUUACUUCUUUUAAUUAGGAAACAUGAAUUAAUUAAAACAUCAAUUAACACACAUUGCUUCAUGACCCAACCUGCACACAAUUUAACACAUCGUAACACAGAAUCAUGGCCAUACUUGGUGCCCAAUUAGUUAUAACGUUGAUUAUGGUCAGCGUUAUUCAGAAGCUGAGCCCCCACUAUUCCUUUGCCAAGUGGAUACUCUGCCGGACCGGGCUAUUCCGUUAUCUACAUCCUACGGACGAUGAACUGCGCACCAAGGCUGGCGUGCCGAAAGAACGUGGUGGCAAGGGUAAACAUAAGCAUCAGAAUGGACUGAGCAACGGCAACUCCUCUCAGCAGUUUCAUAUACCACGCAGCAUCGAGAUCGAGCUAGAGACCUUGCCAGUUGUGGAACGUGAUGUCAUUCAUUUGCGCUACUUCACCGAAUACCAAUGGCUGUUGGACUUCAGCGUAUAUGCUGGCAUUGUGUAUGUCAUCUCAGAGCUCUUCCACUACUUCUAUCCACUCAAGCAGGAGAUCAAUCUAAGCAUGGUUUGGUGUCUCUUGGUCAUAUUUUUUGCCAUCAAACUACUUUCCUCCCUCACUGUGAUGUACUUCCAAAGUGAGGAAUCCAUAGGGGAGCGCUCCAUGGUGAUAGUCGCCUGUCUGGUCUACUUACUAAUUGCCAUGAUCGUUCUCAUCAUUGAUGAACGUAUCCUAGAAACAGGUCUAGAGGAUGCAUAUACAAGUUUCAAUGCCAGCGCAUCAAAGUUCCUCACCGAGCAGGGUCUGCCGUCAUCUGGACCAGCCUCGAAGAUUGUUGUUAAGUUCUUUGUCGCCUUGAGCUGCGGCAUUCUGGGCUCCCUGUUCACAUUUCCGGGCUUGCGAAUGGCCAAAAUGCAUUGGGAUUCCUUAAAAUAUUGUAGAGGCAAUCGCCUUCUACAAAUUACACUUAACGUGAGCUUUGUAUUGCCCUUCAUACUAGUCAUAUUGUGGAUAAGACCCAUCAGUCGAGACUACCUGACAGUGCGUGUCUUCGAAGGCAUGCAACAUCCACUACUCAAGCCUCAUGUUUUCGAAACGUUGCGCCUCCUGCUGGUCAUAUUUGUGGUUGUUAUGCGCUUUGCACUGAUGCCCAUCUAUUUGCAAUCGUAUCUCAACUUGGCCUAUGACAAAAUUGUCGAUCUUCGUAAGGAGGCUGGACGCAUCACCAAUGUCGAGUUUCAAAAGAAGAUAUCAUCAAUAUUCUACUAUCUGUGUGUUGUGACGCUGCAGUUUGCUGCGCCUUUAAUUCUGUGCCUCUAUUUGACGCUAAUGUACAAGAGCCUUGGCGGCUUUAGCUGGACGGGAAUCUUCAAGGAAUCGGUUGUCUUGCAGCACGAAUGUGCCGCUGAUGCGGAAUUGGCACCGAUUCCUGCUGCGAAGAAUGUUGAAACCGAAUUUAAUAUUAUGGAAUCUGCGCAGUCAUUACAGGCUUCAUUCGCUAGUUUGAAAAAUGUGUUCUCCACAGAAGUGUACAAAGGUUUUCUGGGCUUUGCCACAUGGUGGAGCUACUUCACGCUCUUUGCAACUUCAUCGUUGGGUAUUGUCUAUCAAUCAUAUUUCAACAAGACCUAAAUGGACGCACUAAACAAAAUUUUCUGUACCACCAAAACAAACUAUUUGCUAAUCUAGUAAUCAUCUC
Molecule: messenger RNA, 1721 nt
Organism: Drosophila navojoa
Lineage: Eukaryota; Metazoa; Arthropoda; Insecta; Diptera; Drosophilidae
Gene: emei
Product: transmembrane protein 161-like emei
Source: RefSeq, a predicted model, not a curated record